AUGAAACCAAUAAUUGCAGUCCCAGCCACAGCCCUGCUGGUCUACCGCGCGUGGUCCAGGAAAUCGUUGACCCCCACGGGAAUCGUCUUCGCCACAAUCACUGCUAUUGUCCAUGCACUGUAUCCCUCCCCAGCGCCGUUUGCAUGUCUCGUUGUUUUUUUUCUCGGAGGGACCACCGUGACCAAGGUCAAGCACAGUAUCAAAGCUAAAUUAACGGUCGCAGCCUCUGGGGCGGCUGGCGGUGAUGGCCCAAGAACCCAUGUGCAGGUGCUGGCAAACUCCGCUGUCGCGUCGGUUUUGAUACUGCUUUAUACCCUGCAGCUCUAUCGGAAACAGCAGAGUAGCCCUUCAUGCUUCGCGUACGGGGAAGAUCUUUUGACCGUGGGGAUCGUUGCGAAUUAUGCCGCCGUAGCCGCUGAUACCUACUCUAGUGAACUUGGUAUUCUAUCCAAUUCUUCGCCUCGCCUAAUAACAUCCCUCCGAUUGCGCAAAGUCCCCCGUGGAACGAAUGGCGGUGUCACGCUUACUGGCCUUGCUGCAGGAGCACUGGGGGCUUCUACAAUUGCAAUCACUUCCCUGCUACUACUUUCGUUCUGCCCCUUAGGCCCGCUACCAGGGUUUUCUACCACAGGGCUUGAUGGCGGUCGCGCAUGGGGUGCAAGAGAGAAAUCUCUCUGGGUUCUGGCAGUGACUAUAUGGGGAACUUUGGGUAGCUUAUUGGAUAGCAUACUAGGUGGCAUGUUGCAAGCAACCGUCGUUGAUAAACGAACGGGCAAAGUAAUAGAGGGUGUAGGAGGCAGGAAAGUCCUCGUUUACUCUGGAGUCGUGAAACCUGUAGGUUUCGACAACAAAACUGUGCUACAAGGCAGUAAGCCGCGAGGAGCGGAAAACUUGGGUAGUGCGACCACACUUCGAAAAUUCAAGCGUGAAGUGGCGGACGAGCCUAUCGGACACUCGGAUGUGACGCAGGAGAGCCGAAAGAUUGAGACUGGGCACGACAUCCUUGAUAACAAUGCAAUCAACGUGUUAAUGGCAGCAAUUAUGAGUUUUGGGGCUAUUAUCCUUGCUGCGUAUAUAUGGGAUAUGCCUGUAACGAAUAUACUACUUUAG
Molecule: messenger RNA, 1110 nt
Organism: Ophidiomyces ophidiicola
Lineage: Eukaryota; Fungi; Ascomycota; Eurotiomycetes; Onygenales; Onygenaceae
Exons: 4
Coding region: 1-1110 (369 amino acids)
Cellular component (GO): membrane
Source: RefSeq, a predicted model, not a curated record